Molecule: messenger RNA, 1095 nt
Organism: Closterium sp. NIES-65
Lineage: Eukaryota; Viridiplantae; Streptophyta; Zygnematophyceae; Desmidiales; Closteriaceae
Source: the annotation of a GenBank genome assembly
AUGGGACUGUGUGUGAAACCACUCUUAUUCUCCAUCCACCCACCCAUCUACUCUCCCACACACCUCUCUCCCUCCCCUCUCUCCUCAAGUCCCGCUCCUAUUUUCAUCCACAAUUCCAUUACUCAAUCAGCCCCUCUCACACUCGCGCUCUCUCACCCUCCACCCUCUCGCUCUCCCACUGUCUCACUCCCCCACCCUCCCUUGUUCCACUUGCCAGUCCCUCCAGCUUCUAACCACUCUUGCACCCCUUAUCCUGUGUCCGCUUUGUCAAUGCCACUUGCACCUCUCCUCCCACCCAACUCUCCUUGCUCCCAGCUGAUCCCCCCCCACUCUUCCCCACCAUCUCUCCCCCCUUUCUUGCACUGCAAUCAUCUGCACCGCACACCACCUAGGGAGUUAUCCAAAAACUCCUUCUCCGGCCCUCUCCCCACCACGCUGAGGGAACUCCCCCGUCUGGAAAUACUGUGCACCACACUGUCUCGUGCCAGCGUCCCCUCACUUACCUUUGCCACUUCCUCCCCUCACUUGGUGGCCUCUGUUGCCCCUUUCACCUGGUCACUGAACCGCUCUCUCGUUCCUUCCGCCUGCCAUGCUUCCUGUGCCAGGAUGCUAGACGGCAACGCAUUGGAGUCUCCUAUCCCGACAAGCUUGAGUGGACUGAAGGCGUUGAAGCGCAUGGAUGUGAGCAAGAACAAGUUCUCAGAGAACUUUCCAACUGUCCUCACCCGGAUGACACGAGUGGAGCACAUGAAGCUGAGCAACAAUAACUUCACAGGCAGCAUCCCUGCCUCCAUCAGCUCUCUUGCUUCCCUCACCUACCUUGACCUGCAAGUACCAACACUCACGGGCUCCAUCCCGGCCUCCAUGGGCGCCAUGCUCAAUCUGCAGUACCUGUCAGCCGCCCCUCUCUUCCUCCCCUUCCUCUCCAACCCUCUUUUCCACAUCUCCUAUGUCAACUACGAGGCAACGCCAUGUGGUUACGACGGCAAGUGCGAGGUGGAGCAGUACUCUGGCACAGCCUUCUGCCGCGCCUGCACUGACUUCUGCGACACAUGCUUCCGCAAGGGUGAGGAGGAGGGUAAUGUGAAGCUCUGA